AUGGGUGUGCAUAAGGUUUACUUGGAGAAACUCGCACUCUUCUUCCAGAUUCGUAACCUGUUGUUCCGACAGGCUCUGGCCGAGUGUCUGGGCACCCUCAUCCUUGUGAUGUUUGGCACGGGCGCAGUGGCACAGCAGGUGUUGAGUGGCGGUACUCAUGGGAUGUUUCUCACAGUCAACUUUGCCUUUGGGUUCGCUGCUACCUUAGGCAUCCUGGUCUGCGGACAGAUUUCAGGUGGGCAUCUUAAUCCUGCUGUGACGUUUGCCCUCUGUCUACUUGGGCGAGAGCGAUGGAGAAAGUUUCCCACGUUCUUCCUCUUCCAAACGAUCGGUGCUUUCUUUGGCGCGGCCAUUAUUUUUGGCAUGUACUAUGAUGCUUUGUGGGACUUCCCUGGAUGUUUCAACAUGACUGGAACCUCGGAAACAGCUAGUAUCUUUGCCACUUACCCAGGGAAACAUCUGACGAUAGUGAAUGGGUUUUUUGACCAGGUUAUCGGUACAGCCGCCCUUAUAGUCUGUAUAUUGGCUAUAGUGGAUCCAUACAACAAUCCCAUUCCACAAGGACUAGAGGCCUUCACUGUGGGCUUUGUGGUUCUGGUCAUUGGACUCUCUAUGGGAUUUAACUCUGGUUAUGCAGUCAACCCUGCCAGAGACUUUGGACCCCGUGUUUUCUCUGCAAUGGCUGGUUGGGGAGGUGAUGUGUUCACUUUCCGGAAUGGGUGGUUCCUGGUUCCCCUGUGCGUCCCGUUUAUUGGCAGUGUGGUCGGAGUAAUGGUGUAUCAGCUAAUGGUGGGCUUCCAUGUGGAGGGUGAGGUGCGAGAUCGUAAAGCUGCAGCGCAAGAGAAGGAGAGAGUCCGGCUGACGAAUGUGACCACCAACAAUGACCACAGCAAAGAGAAUAACAAGGAAAUGCAGUAA
Knipowitschia caucasica is the source of this 918-nucleotide messenger RNA. NCBI's taxonomy places the organism in Eukaryota, Metazoa, Chordata, Actinopteri, Gobiiformes, Gobiidae. The record is from the annotation of a GenBank genome assembly.